Messenger RNA from Calidris pugnax (ruff), 557 nucleotides. RefSeq names its product matrix metalloproteinase-14-like. The record is from RefSeq and is a predicted model, not a curated record. Bases 2 to 499 code for a protein of 165 amino acids. The transcript has 2 exons. Gene Ontology annotation, molecular function: metalloendopeptidase activity; zinc ion binding. NCBI's taxonomy places the organism in Eukaryota, Metazoa, Chordata, Aves, Charadriiformes, Scolopacidae. Gene Ontology annotation, cellular component: extracellular matrix. Gene Ontology annotation, biological process: skeletal system development; zymogen activation; collagen catabolic process.
CAUGCGUCGUCCCCGCUGUGGUGUCCCCGACAAGUUCGGGGCGGAGAUCAAGGCCAACGUGCGCCGCCGCCGCUACGCCAUCCAGGGCAUGAAGUGGGAGAACCAGGAGAUCACCUUCUGCAUCCAGAACUACACCCCCAAGGUGGGGGAGGCCGGGACCUUCGGGGCCAUCCGUCGGGCCUUCUCCGUCUGGGCGGCGGCCGCCCCUUUGCGCUUCCGGGAGGUCCCCUACGGGGAGGUCCGUCAAGGCCGUGCCCCCCAAGCGGACAUCAUGAUCUUCUUCGCCGAGGGCUUCCACGGGGACAGCACCCCCUUCGACGGGGAAGGGGGCUUCCUGGCCCACGCCUACUUCCCCGGGCCCCACAUCGGUGGGGACACCCACUUCGACGGGGCCGAGCCUUGGACGGCCCGCAACGAUGACCUCAGCGGUGAGGGGGUCCACCAAAGGGGAGGGGAGGUGGUCUCCACCCAAGAAAGUGGGUCUUCUGGGGCCCAAUGAGGGCCUCGUCCCCAUUUAGGGUCUUCCUUGACCAAACCAUGGCCAUGGAGAUGUCCUC